GUCUGUUGAACGCACGACUGUGGGUAACGACGUGAUGACGUAAGACGUGUGAACAACAAACAGUUGCUGGACUUCAACAAGCUAGUGAAUGGUAACGCUUGACAAAAACAGGUCUAACGUACUUCUCCCGGAUAGGGAGAUACCUACGAGACCUGUACGGUCGGAAUAUCUUUAUAAUUAAGACUAUUAGUAGCGGCAGGUAGCUUCGGCACGGCUCCUUAGCGCUAACGUUAGCCACCGAAACAUGCUCAUUUCUCGGAGUGUGACGCCUGUAUUUUUUCUGGCUGCCGCUGGUCGAGGGUUGUGAUGCGAGCCGAGUCGCAGCACGACAGAGGGUGAGACAAGCGCUACAGCCGGAAAAUAUUUUUCUUGACACAAAAGAAUGGACUUUGUCGGGGAGAAACACACGGGCUCACAUAAAGAAGCAGACAUGCGACCGUACACGGGCCUGGACGUCAUUGUUGGGCAACGACUUUAGCAAACUAGCUAACAUUAGCUCGCUUAAAUUCAUGCAAAUGAAUCGGUUUGGUGUCGGGCAGUAAGCUGACUUUGCUAGCGUAAUGGAGGCACCCUGAGUGACUUGUUCAUUUCAAUUGACUGUCCUGGUGCUCUUAAAUACUGUUGGCAAUGUGCUGACGACCAGUGAGUCUUUCGUCGGUUCCCAUUUGGAGCAAUAGGACACGGUUGGCAGAAAUUAUUAAGUGGUGGUUGCCUGCCUGUGUGAUAGUUGAGCAAAGUUGCCUAGUUUGGCAUAUAAACAAUUACUGAAACAGUAUCUAUUUCACACAGGCAUCACAUAUUUCUUGUAUUGAUAUUUGUAUGAAAUUGCACUUUAAUUAGCUCAUUUUUAAGGAUGCGCCAAAGUCACCUGUGAUUUGAGGUUUGUGAAAACUAUAAUUAACUCACCCCUAGUACAACAAACAAGUCAGAAUACAUUUUCUGAUUGCACUUGAAUAUAAUUUGGUAAAAUAAAGGUCCAGGAUAGGUGCACAUCUACGUAUAUCGUUGUGAGACAAAGGCCAGAGACAGGCUUAUCCAUGUCAUUUGGUUCCUAGUUACUGUUUAACUCUAGGCUGUCUGGCACAGUUAAAGACUGAGUUUCACUGGAAAUGAAAACAUGAAUAUCGAAGAGCAGUGUCUAGAUUUGUGCAAUGUCAAAACAAAAAGCAAUGUAGACGAUGAUCGCAACACUACCAACAACACAGAAGGGGUCACCCCCAGGAUCUCUGAACUGAUGACGGACAGUAACACAGAAAAACAAAACAUUGUUCCCACUGAAGCCUCCGAAACAUACCUGAUGCCUCAGCUAACUGAAAAUCUUCAGGCAGCCGAGGAGGAUAACCACCAGGCACAAGACACACUGGAAAUUGAUGAGGUCAAUGGAAAUAGAAAGUGCAGUGUCCAAGACACCCCUGCAGUAGUGACUCCCACUGACUUGAUCUUCUCUAAUGAUGAGCAGCACAAGGACAAUAUUGGGGUGGAGGAAAUGAAGGAACUUAAGCAUGUAAAGUGUGUUGUGGAAGAAGAGGAUGAUGGUGGGGACAUGGACAUAGGUGUGGAUCUGAGUCUCGAUGAGAGUGGGGUGUUGGAGGCUGAAUCGAUAAACAUCAGACCAUUCUCAGACAAUACUUUAGCCUCAGAGUCCACAUCUCAGGAUGUCCCAGCUGGCAACACGGCAGAUAGCCCGUCAGAUGUAAGCCAGAUAAGCAGCACAGAAGCUUCUGCCACAGACCAGGCUGGACUGUACCCCUCGGUGGAGGAGGGGGACGAGAAACACAAACCAAGUGGCAAAAAGGUGACGUUUCCCUCAGAUGAGGAUAUUGUCUCUGGAGCAGUGGAGCCCAAGGACCCCUGGAGACAUGCUCAGAAUGUGACGGUGGAGGAGAUCAUCUCUUCCUACAAACAGGCCUGUCAGAAACUCAACUGUAAACCCAUACCCAAAGUGCUCAAACAGAUACAGGAACUGAAAGACCUGACACAGCGAAAUGAAUGCUUAGAUCUAAAAGGUGAGAAGCUGGACUACAAAGCAUGCGAGUCUCUGGAAGAGAUUUUGAAGAGGGUCCAGUUUAAAGUGAUAGACCUGGAGCAGACCAACCUGGAUGAAGAUGGUGCAUCAGCUCUGUUUGACAUGAUUGAGUACUAUGAGUCGGCCACACAUCUCAACAUCUCCUUCAACAAGCACAUCGGCACGCGGGGAUGGCAGGCCGCAGCUCACAUGUUGAAAAAGACGAGCUCUUUGCAGUACCUCGAUGCACGUAACACUCCCCUGCUGGACCAUUCGGCUCCCUUUGUAGCACGAGCGCUCAGGAUCAGUGGCAGCCUGGCAAUCCUCCACCUGGAGAACGCUGGCCUGUCUGGCAGACCGCUCAUGUUAUUGGCUACGGCUCUGAAGAUGAAUAUGAACCUGCGGGAGUUGUACCUGGCAGAUAACAAACUCAAUGGCCUGCAGGACUCGGCCCAACUUGGCAACUUGCUCAAGUUCAACUACAACAUUCAGAUCCUGGACCUGCGCAACAACCACAUCCUAGACUCUGGUCUGGCCUACGUGUGUGAAGGACUAAAAGAGCAGAGGAAAGGCCUUGUCACUCUGGUGCUAUGGAACAACCAGCUCACACACAAUGGCAUGGGCUACCUCGCUGCUGCACUGCCAUGCACCCAGAGUCUGGAGACUCUGAACCUCGGCCAUAACUCGGUGGGUAACGAAGGGGUCCACAAGCUGAAAGACGGACUGAUUGGCAACCGCUCUGUGCUCAGACUGGGCCUCGCUUCUACCAAACUGUCCUGCGAAGGAGCUGUGGCUGUAGCUGAAUUCAUCGCUGAGAGCCCCAGACUGCUGCGUCUCGACCUUCGAGAGAAUGAGAUCAAGACCGGUGGACUGAUGGCUCUGUCGCUUGCCCUGAAAGUCAACACCUCUCUGCUGCGUCUCGACCUUGACCGGGAGCCCAAGAAAGAAACUGUGAAGAGCUUCAUUGAGACCCAGCGUGCCCUGCUGGCUGAAAUCCAGAAUGGCUGCAAGAGGAACUUCAUCCUUGCUAAGGAAAAGGAGGAAACAGAUGAGAAGAUGAGGCAGUCGGCAUCCAUGGCUGAAAUCGCCACAGAGGACGGGACCAGAGAAGAAGAAGAGGAGGAACCAGCAACAGAGGAGAAAGGGAACAAAGGCAGCAAAGAGGAAGUGGAAGAAGGUGAAACAAAAGGAAAUGAAGGACAGACAAGCAGCCAGUCAGGAGCGAGCUCUGAGACGAGCGUUCCUCAAAUGAUCCUGGAGUCGGACUCAGACACUGAGGAUGAAGAAGAGGAGGUGGUAACGAAGUCCUCUUCCACGUCAAACUCCUCCACUCGCUUAAACCAGACUGCUCCUCAAACCCAGACAGGGGUUGCAGAGCCCCUCCUCAGUGCCUCACGUACGUCGUCCUCCCCGUCUGCCUCACCUGCUGGCUGUCCGAGUGUCAUUUCCGGCAUCACCGUCACAGAAGCCACAGCUCCUCCCGGCACCCCUCCAUCUCCUGGUCGCUGUAUAUCUGUUUCUAGUCCAGGGAGGGGUCAUAAGAUCUUCAUGGUAACUCGGGUGGAGAGCCCUCCUGAGCAGCAGCAGCUACAUCUCCAGAUAAACGCACCCGCAGCUCCCAGCCAGGCUAAAGAGGCUUCAAAGAAGCAUGUAGACAUGAACACACCCACAACACAGCAGACGCAGCCGCCACCCUCAUCACCAACACCUACACAAACACUGCAGGAGGACAUGAAGGAGAGCUCACCUGCUGCAUCAACAGACUGUAAACUGACAGAGCAGAGUCCUGUAGCACACGUCAAGUCCGCACCAAAUAUUACUCAGACCCACGCAGUAGAGCCACAGUCUACAAGUCACUCCACAGAAGAUGUGACAGCUAGCACUUUAGACCCAGAAGUGACAGAUCCAAGUCAACAAGCAUCAAGCCUGCCUUCAGAUUCCUCAUCAGUGCAGGCUGUAGCAUUUCAGCUCACUGGGGAGGUAAAGGAUAGCACUGAAAGCCCACAACAUGAGCCAACUUGUGUAGAAGGAGAGGAGGAGGACGGUCUUAUAGAAGAUGAGGGACAGGUGAUGUCCCUUGAUAGCACAGAAGGAGAGUGUACACAGUUAGACAAACUGAGUCAAACCAAUACUAGUAUCCCUGCAGCAGAAACGCAGCAGAAGCCGUUAACAUCUGAUCUUAAACUGGUGCAGAAUGACCUAGCAUCUGCGUCUGGGGAGACCCAGUCACUGAACCAAACAGAGGAAGAAGAGGAGGAGUCACUUCCACCACAGGAGAAGCAGGACGCACCGGCCGACUUGUCAGAAAAUGAAAAGCCCAGUUUAACAGAGAAAUAUUACAGCCAGCAAAGCCAAGAGGAACCACGUCCAAAGCAGCAAACAGAGGUGGAUGAACAGGAAGUAGAGGUAGGGUCUGACUCCCCAGUCGAAGUGGAGGAUUCACCAGAUGACAGCUCUGCAGACGAGGACGAGUGUUUUGCAGAGACUCCGCAGGAGGCGGUAGUCGGUUCAGCUCUGCCCAACGGCCUGAAGCCCGAGUUCUCCCUCCAUCUUCUCGACGCUGAAAGUCCCAAGCCUGGCAGCUGUGUGAUGGAGCAUGUGAGUGUCAGCUGUGGACAAGACCUGGAGGAGCUGCUGCUAGAAGCCAGUUUGGAGACGGGGAGAGAAGCACCAUGAGGCUAGACUGUGAGGACGGGAGAAAACAGCACUCAGAUAGUUUGUCUGACUCUACUACAUGACUGGUUAUCCUACAAGGUUUUUGUCAUUUCUUUGAAUUUACCACCAACACGACCUUUUCCAUAAUGGACAGAAGACCCGGUGUUACAGUUGAAGCUCUAUACAAGAAAAUACAAGAAAAUUAUGGAAAGCCACAAAAAGGACAAAAUCUACUUCUCAAGCUUGACUGUGAUAAAUAAGAAAUGCUCUACAUCCACACUACAUCAACCACUGAAUCACACAUACAUAUGCACAUUGAGUAUGAGGAAGAAGGGGGGAAAUGAGAAAUAAAAUCACCCUGUUAUCACUAUAUUUUGUCAAUCUGAAAUCUAUAAACAAGCAGCCGCCUGCGAGUGAGAAAGAAGAGAGACAAGGGUCGAAGGAGGGAGGAUAAAACACUAACCAAAGAAAGAACACAGACCUUUCUCACAGCCCUACUUUCUCCCUUGUGUAGAUUUCCACUGUAGUUUGGGAAAUAACUAAUAAUUCAUGUUUUUUGUCACAACACACACACACAGACAUAACGGUGAUAACGAGAAAAGUGCGGUUGAUGGCACAGUUGGAAGACAAAAUAACGGUGACGGACCGUGCUGAGAGGACCUACUGGCUUUAAACACUUGUUCUAGAGUUGGAAGUAGGUCACUGUCAAAGGCUUUUAUAUCCAAGGAAGCUGAAGAUGAUUACGCAUCUGUUUAAAUGUCAUCGUUUUAUGUCCUUGUCCUUACUCCCCACCAUUCUCCCCCUUUGGAAACAAAAAACUCUAAGGGACCUCUGCCAAAGUGACCUCCCCUUGUCUGUUUUCUCAUCCUCUGCUCACUUUGGCUCCUCAGGAAUCAGCGUCCCCCCUCCAGUCGGUCUCCUCAGAUCUGAUGUGGAGUAGCUGCAACUGUCUCUCCCGCCUGCCUCCGAUACAACAAAAAAAAAAAAAAAAAAACGCUUUUUGAAAGUCACAAAGUCGGAAAUUUGCUCCCACCUGAAAAACCCAGAACUUACACAACAUGUUGGAAAGCAAGAUGUCUACUUUUGGUUGAGUUAUUUACAGUAAAAAAAAAUCUUUUUUCCAUGACACUGUUAUUGCUUUGUUCGACCGUUCAUUGUUGUGUUAAACUCUUUCAAGAAAAGCAGCUCGGUCUCUGUUGUCAUCUCCCCUCUCCUUCCUCCCGUCCCUCAGUCUUCCUCUGGUACUUUGUGUCAUGUCACCUCUCCAGCUCAUCAUUCAUGUUGCCUUCAAACUCACCACUUCAGAUUCAGUCUUUGUGUUUUUUUGUUUGACUGCUUUGAGAAAUCAGUUAUUUUGUAUUUAUUUUAUAGCUAUAUGAGCCUUUUCUGAUUUAUUUUCCCCCCUUUUUCUUCUUCACCCGCCUUCUCAUUUUAUCUUUUCUUUUCCAUUAGGGGGUUGCUUUUAAAGAUUAACCCCAUUUUUUGAUGUAUAUUUCAUAUUCAAACUAGAGCAAAUAUUUAGUUUUGUUUUUUGGGGGGAAAGGGUAAUCUGUGUUGGAAGGAAAGGUAAAUAUGACUAUGGUAGCAGUCAGGGUGCAGUAAUGAAAGCAAACACAAGGAAGCAGCAAACAAUAGUUCUCAUAUAAUGUCCUUGUUGUUGUUUUAACACUACUCUACUGGGUAAAGGGUGAAGCUGUGGCCACAAGGGGGGGCAGGUGGUUAUGUUUUCCUACUGUGGAGACAGAGCCAAAGGAUAUCUCACAACAGCAUCAUAUACGACACGCUGCAGGCACUGAUGUCUCAGUUCAAAUCCAACCCCUGUCCUGAAUUUUCCAGAGCAAGGCAGUAAAACUUGACAUGAAAUGUCAACUUCAUGUAUGUUCGUGAAGAGAGCUGGUUUACCCUGCUUUGAAAUUUCCCCUGAAGCAGACGCAGGCAGGUAUGUUGUUAGUUUUUUUUCUUUUCUUCUUAAAGGAGCAACAUUCAACCCUCCUGCUCCUCCCCACCCAACAGAUAGUUUGCCCCCACUGUUUGUUAUGCUUUAAUUUUUAGAAAUUUUUAAUAAUUUGUUAACUUAAUUGAAAUGUGCUGGUAAUCACAAAGAUAUGUAUGGCGAAAUUUGUUCCUCUCAAAUAAAUGCAUGUAAUGACUAAUAUGACUGAAUGUUUCAAUGAAAUUGUGCAGUUUGGGACUUGAAACUCUGCAGAUGAAUGCAUAAAUAACAGGAAGAAUUGUGUUCAGAUCAAGUUUGGUUGGGAUUUUUGGAUACAGCUGGUGACUGUUUUUCAAAUGUGUGAUCUUUGAAACCUCUGAAAUGUUUGAAUUGAUCACAGACCAGUUUUGCAGAGAAUAGAAUCAAUAUCACUUCUAAAAAAACAGUACUGAUUAAUGAGUACAAUAUUAAAAAGUACAGUCCCUAUAAAAGUAUGUUUUUUAUUUUCAAUUUCUGUUGUACCAAAAAACUAUUACAUGUGCUGCGAUUCAAGUCCAAUGAGAUUUGAAUACUUUUUACAGCCACUGUCUUUGUGUGAUAGAGGGGCUAUGAGUCGAAAGUGUUUAAUGUUUUGUUCUAGUUAGACAUCAGGCAGGUAGUUUGUGUUUGGCACUAACCAACGGCCCCUCACAGGGACCUAAAACCGACGCCUGACACUGGUUUCCACAUGGGAAUAAAAAGGCAGACAAAUUAUGUUUCUGAAGCCCAAAAUGUAAUUUUUCGAACAUUCCUCUGUUUGUUUUGGUUUCUUGUGAUUAUUUUAGGUGUUUCAGGCCUUUUGGACAUCAUACAAAUAUAACUAAGACCAAGAGUCUACAGCCAUGCUAGCAGCUCGGUGAGGCUGUACUUAUACCGAGUUCGUUUCAUAUGGGAUGGAUGGUAGAGAUGGGAAAGAUGCCCAUGUUGACGACUUGCGAGCUUUCACGUCAUCAACACGGUUGUAUGAUUACAGAGUUGGUUGUAUGACGAUUAAAAUAUUGUGCAUUGACAAUGUAACAUCAUAUCCAUUAAAUUUGACUUUAAUUACAUUGAA
Siniperca chuatsi (mandarin fish) is the source of this 7686-nucleotide messenger RNA. It is a transcript of the gene ppp1r37, whose product is annotated as protein phosphatase 1, regulatory subunit 37. Lineage: Eukaryota; Metazoa; Chordata; Actinopteri; Centrarchiformes; Sinipercidae. The transcript is spliced from 13 exons. The record is from RefSeq and is a predicted model, not a curated record. Bases 1118 to 4681 code for a protein of 1187 amino acids. Gene Ontology annotation, molecular function: protein binding.